GAAAUGAUCUUUAUCAAUACAAGGCCAGUUGAUGAGAAUGCACAAUGUGAGCGGAGGCCUUCAAAAGCACCCAGUCACUCUGGGCACAGUCAUCCGCACGAUGGGACGGCUCAUGUUUUGAGACUAUCUCUCUCCUUGAUCCUGUUCUACCUACUCGUCUCAAUCUUCCCGGCAAUUCUCUUCUAUCCGGUGUCCCUUCUGAGCAUGCUCGUACCAGUUUUGGCUCUUUUCUUCGCGUUAUGCUCAAUUCGAGGCGACUAUCAAAGUACGCAAUGGCCCAUUCUCUUCAUUGCUCUCAUCGGAAUUCUCCUCAAAAUCGCGGCGAUUGUCGUUUAUAUUUCGUUGUUCCCGCUCAAAGAUUAUUCGAGAAAACCCGGAAGGGGACCGCAAAGAACCGAAGCAGAAAUGAAGCAUUACCGUACAGUAUUCUACAUUAUUCUCUCGACGGUAGAGUUCUUCAUUCUCAUUAUUGGAGUUUGCUUGAAAUGGCAACUUGUCACACUUCAUCAAAGAGAGCAGAUCCAAAAAAGAAGAUCUACUCUGGUAUCAAGUCGCCCAUUAAUCGAAGGAGAACCCGGCGCAGGUGGUCCUCGAAGAUCUCUUCAACAAGUGUGAAUUUAAAAAAAAACAGAGAAUAAACUCCCCUUAUGAGCUAUCCAUGAUCUCGACUAUUUUUUCCCCAACCUCUCAUUUUUGUCUAGAUGUUUAUUUUGACGGUGUACAUAAAUUUUUUUAAUUAU
This is a messenger RNA of Caenorhabditis elegans, 740 nucleotides long. RefSeq names its product Endoplasmic reticulum transmembrane protein (gene C18G1.1). The coding region runs from base 4 to 615 and encodes 203 amino acids. The transcript is spliced from 4 exons. The record is from RefSeq and is marked reviewed. Lineage: Eukaryota; Metazoa; Nematoda; Chromadorea; Rhabditida; Rhabditidae.